Messenger RNA from Leptopilina heterotoma, 1090 nucleotides. RefSeq lists its product as uncharacterized. NCBI's taxonomy places the organism in Eukaryota, Metazoa, Arthropoda, Insecta, Hymenoptera, Figitidae. The coding region runs from base 442 to 837 and encodes 131 amino acids. The transcript is spliced from 2 exons. The record is from RefSeq and is a predicted model, not a curated record.
AAAUAAAAAAAAGGAUUGAAAAAUGAAUGAGAAAGAUUAAUAGACACGUUAUAAAAAAUGUUUAAGGGAAAACAGAAAUAUUUGAAAAAUAAAAAGACGCUUAAAAGAAAAAUGACAACACUGCAAAAAAUGGCGUCUCAAAAUAAGACGUUUAGACGUUUAUAAACGUCUUAUGCAGACCUAUCCAACGAACCGAAAUUCUGUUGUAUCUUAGCGAUUCCACUUGUUUAGUUCGUCUCUAGCGGCGCUACCUUCAUUCCACCCUAUGUACAAAUUUGCAAUGCAUUAUAAAGUCGUUGUGAUUAUUAGCGUUUUUGAGUUUUCUUUCUAAUUUAGUGUAAUUUUAUCUUCGUUUUUCUUUUAAAUUAUAUUUAGUGUAUUAAGAUUCAUUAUUUAAGUGUUUCUAUAUAUCCUAUAUAUAGUUAAAAUAAAAUUAAAAUAAUGGCUCCCUCCAAGGGAAGCAAGUGUAUAGUGCCGAACUGCAAAGCAGGUUAUGCUUCUUGUAAGCAAAAAUUUAGUUUAUUCUCAGUGCCAGAUGAUGAAAAAAUGGUAGAACAAUGGCAAAAAGCGAUUCCUCGCAAAGACUUUGUUGUGCAAAGUGGACAGGUUGUAUGUCAACAACACUUUUUAGAAGAUGACAUUGUUUGGAAGAAGGAAGUGAAAGCUCCAGAUGGAUCUGUCAUGUCAUCAGCGAAAUUAAAAAGACCGUAUCUGAAACACGGCAGUAUUCCAAGAAUAUUCCCUGACUGUCCUAAGUAUUUAACAAAUACUACCAAACAGCGAAAACCACCAAAAAAAGGGAACCAUUUUUCGAUACCAAGAGUGCAAAAAGAAUAAGGCUGGAAGAAAACAACGUUUUAUUAACUGACGAGAAUAAAAUUCAAAAUAAAUCAGAAAAUAUGGACCAUGCUUCACCUCCUGAAAAAACUUCGAAUGAAAAUGUUAAUAUUGAGAAUCAAAAUAAAGAAAAUGGAAAUGACCAUGCUCCACCUCCUGACAAAACUUCGAAUGAAAAUGUUAAUUUUGAGACUCAAAAUGAAGAACAAGAGAAGGAUUUCUUUAAAGUUUUGUUUUGUUUCAUAUUUGAAAU